AUGGCUUUCAACAGCUCUUCGCCGUACCCAGAGGGGGUCAUUUCUUUCCUCGAUACAGACCUGUACAAGCUGACAAUGCAAUGCGCUGUUUUCAAAUACUACAAGAACGUGCCAGUCACCUAUGCUUUCACCAACCGGACACCGGAAAAGAAGCUAUCACGCACAGCCUUUCGAUGGCUAGAAGAUCAAGUUCAAAAGCUCGGCAACAUUUCUCUUUCUACCGAGGAGCUUCAUUUCCUAGAGCAACAUUGCCACUACUUGAAUCCUGCCUACCUGGACUUUCUCUCCGAAUUGCGCCUGCGUCCUAGGGACCAGGUCGUGCUUAAAUUUCAUCCGGUGGGGGAAGACACUGGGGCCGAGACCGAGCUUGGCGACCUUGACAUCCAAGUCAGCGGCACCUGGGCCGAGACUAUACUUUACGAGAUCCCCCUUCUCGCUCUGACCUCUGAGGCCUAUUUCAAGUUCAUGGAUCCCGACUGGACGUACGAGGGCCAGGAACAGCUGGCCUUCGACAAGGGCAUGCGUCUUCUUGAGGCCGGCUGUGUCUUUUCGGAGUUUGGGACCCGUCGGAGGCGCGAUUACCACACUCAGGCGUUGGUGUUUAGGGGGCUCACCAAGGCGAGCAAGGAAGCUGAGAAACGCGGCCUAUCUGGAAAGUUGUCGGGGACUAGCAACGUCCACUUAGCCAUGCGGUUCAACAUCCCCCCAGUUGGGACUGUCGCCCAUGAGUGGUUCAUGGGCACCGCCGCGAUCGUUGGCGACUAUCGCAAGGCAACCGAGGAAGCCUUGUGUCAUUGGGUUGGGUGUUUCGGAGAAGGCGUUCUCGGGAUCGCUCUCACCGACACCUUUGGUACCCCCGAGUUCUUGUCAGCCUUCAACCAACCGGUCAGAUACCUCGAGCCGCCCUCCCCGGUCACUGCGAGGAAGCCCAGCGUUGCCGACUCGUUCAUCUCAACGAAUUUAUUAGCGGCAUCGAAGGACAAGGCUAACAAGACGUAUGCCGAGGUUUUCACCGGCGUCAGGCAGGACUCGGGUGACCCAAAAAGUUUCGUCGGGCUCAUCCGCAAGUUCUACGACGAACAGGGUAUUCACGACAAAAAGGUCAUCGUUUUCUCCGAUUCCCUAAACAUUGACCGUUGCUUGGAGUACAAGCAGGUCUCCGAAGAGGCAGGCUUCCAGCCGACCUUUGGUGUCGGCACUUUCUUGACGAACGACUUUACCAACACCAAGACUGGCAAGAAGUCGACACCUUUGAACAUUGUCAUCAAGCUUAGCUCUGCUGCGGGGAACCCGGCUAUCAAGAUCAGUGACAACGCCGGCAAAAACACGGGCGACAAGGCUACCGUUGACAAGGUCAAACGCGAGCUGGGGUAUGUCGAAAAGGCAUGGGAAGGCGGUGAUGAGACGGCAAGAUGGGGACGUGAUGAAGAUUCUAAAAAGCUUUAA
Molecule: messenger RNA, 1446 nt
Organism: Dichotomopilus funicola
Lineage: Eukaryota; Fungi; Ascomycota; Sordariomycetes; Sordariales; Chaetomiaceae
Product: Quinolinate phosphoribosyl transferase
Exons: 2
Coding region: 1-1446 (481 amino acids)
Biological process (GO): NAD+ biosynthetic process via the salvage pathway
Cellular component (GO): cytosol
Molecular function (GO): nicotinate phosphoribosyltransferase activity
Source: RefSeq, a predicted model, not a curated record